Telopea speciosissima is the source of this 1268-nucleotide messenger RNA. RefSeq lists its product as uncharacterized. NCBI's taxonomy places the organism in Eukaryota, Viridiplantae, Streptophyta, Magnoliopsida, Proteales, Proteaceae. The transcript is spliced from 8 exons. Gene Ontology annotation, cellular component: membrane. Bases 42 to 1082 code for a protein of 346 amino acids. The record is from RefSeq and is a predicted model, not a curated record.
CUUCAACUAGUGGUGUUUGUGUUUGUGUUUGAGAUCCGAAUAUGGCUCUGGUGAUGUACUGGUAUGAUUUCGUCUGCUUCGGCAUUGUGGCAGGAGCCAUCUUGUUCGCUGUGUGGAUGCUCCAAAGGAAAGAAGGUGGUGGCAAAUGCGAUUACGACCAGACCAUGUACGAGAGUCUCUUAGUUGCUCAGUCCGACCGAGAUGGGGGCUUUGAAGCUGAGGGUUUAAUAGUCAGGCGCUCAGGUCACCUCGAUUCUUCUCAGCUCUGGACUACUUGCUGGCGAGGACUUCACCCUGUAUGGCUCCUUUCUCUACGAAUCUUCUCUGCUGCCGUCAUGGUCGGCCUUCUGUGCUGGGAUGUCCGUCGAUACGAUUCCAGCAUCUUCCUUUAUUAUACCGAGUGGACUUUUACAUUGGUCAUUGUCUAUUUUACGCUUGGCACCAUUAUAUCUGCCUAUGGAUGGUGGACGUGUUUCAAGAAACCUGAAUAUGAGGAAGGUGAUCAUUUGCAGAAAAGAGAUUUAGAAGAGAAUAAUAAAUCUGCAACAUCAAUAUCUUUGACAACAAACCAAAUCAGGGGUACAAUAAAGUUACAGAGCCAUUGGGAGCAGGAGGAGACUCUGCAAAGGGCUGGAUUUUGGGGAUAUCUAAUGCAAACUAUUUAUCAGACUAGUGCAGGUGCUGUAAUAAUCACGGACAUUGUCUUUUGGUUUGUUAUAGUUCCAUUUUUGUCAAUUGAACAUUUUACCCUUAACCUGUUGAUGGGGUUAAUGCAUACUCUCAAUCUAGUGUUUCUUCUCCUUGACACUGCUCUUAACAGGCUUCCAUUCCCUUGGUUUCGGGUUGCGUAUUUGGUUCUCUGGAGCUGUCUCUAUGUCAUUUUUCAAUGGGUUCUUCAUGCGUCCGGCUUUUCAUGGUGGCCUUAUCCUUUCCUUGAGCUCUCUACUCCAUGGGCACCAGUAUGGUAUUUGUGCUUGGCUGUGAUUCACAUUCCUUGUUAUGGUAUAUAUGCGCUGAUUGUAAAAGCCAAACAUGCAUUUUUCUCUAAAUGGUUCCCAAAUGCCUACAUAAGGUCAUAUUAGUUUCUUGAUUUGGGUUUUGUUGUACAAUUAGAGCGUGUUUGCUGGUGAUUAGUUUGGUUGGAUGAUUGGGCAUACUGAGGGGAAUGUUUACAGAAUUUCCUCCAUAACUUGGAAAAGAUUUAUAUUGUACCAGGUUGAAUUCAUACUAUUUUGAAUGGGAGAAACUAGAAACUUUUUAUAUGCUUA